AUGCCUCGUCCACUGAGUGAUUCAUGGCAAUACUUUGAGCUAUUAUCGCCAGACAAUGGAAGAAGCAAGAAGGCAAGAUGUUCGUUCUGCGGACAUGAACAAGCUGCUGGCAUUACACGAUUGCACCAACAUUUGCUGUAUCGCUGCUCAAGGAUUUCAUCAGAGAUCCGUAAUCAAUUGCGACAAAAGCAGGACGAUAGAGGACAUGAUACACCAGUGCCUCACAGAAACGAUUUGCUGCACUCUCAGCCAUCAUCUACUGUAAACUAUCAAUUCGAUCCCACAUUGCAAAAUAUCCUCAAUUCUUCACCGACAUCUGCUCUGAAUACACACUCAAAUUACUUUGAUGCUGCUCUCUCUCCCACAACGUCAACCGCCUUCUCGACUGCCAAUCCGCUGUCAUUUGCACCAAACACUGACAGUAUAAAUCAACAGCAGCAACAACAGUAUCAUCACACGCAACAACAACCUUCACAGCAGCAACGGCAACCAGAUAGAUCCCAGGCAAUGCUGGAUUGGCAUCUGGCUCGUGCCUUGUUUUCGGCCAACAUUCCCUUUGACAAAAUAGAGAACCCUCACAUCAUCGAGUUUUUUAAACGCUUACAACCAAACUACGUUCUUCCCAAAGCAAGACGUCUACAGCAGUUCCUGCUCAAGGAGCAACAUUGGGAUCUCAUUCAAGGUAGCGAAUCCAAUGCAGCACAACAAAUGCCAUCGCCGCCGACGCCUACUUCAUCACUCCAUGCUACAUCACAACAACAUGUGUUACAGCAACGUCAAAACAAUGUGGGACGCUUGGGAUUACCUCCUGACGGCAAUACUGUGUCCAUCAACAACAACAACAUUAGCAAUAACACUGCCCUCGGAAGUCGGCUACUGGCGUCGAUUCAUCCUCCAGCUGAACUUGAAGGGAGCUUAUGA
Messenger RNA from Mucor velutinosus, 921 nucleotides. RefSeq lists its product as uncharacterized. Bases 1 to 921 code for a protein of 306 amino acids. Lineage: Eukaryota; Fungi; Mucoromycota; Mucoromycetes; Mucorales; Mucoraceae. The record is from RefSeq and is a predicted model, not a curated record. Gene Ontology annotation, molecular function: DNA binding. The transcript has a single exon.